AUGUCAUUGAUAGAAUCUAACCCAAAUAUUAGUAAUAGUAAAAAAAAGUGUAUUGUGGUGACAGGUGGUGUGACAGCUAUGCCACCAUUCUUGAAGAAGUUCUUCCCAGCAGUAUAUAGAAAGACGGUGUUAGAGAAAGGAUUAGACAGUAAUUACUGCAAAUAUGACAAUCAAGGAUUGCAGUUAUUUACGUCUUCCUUAUAUCUAGCCGGUUUAACUGCCACUUUCUUUGCAUCCUAUACCACUCGAGUUUUGGGGAGAAGACUCACGAUGUUGAUUGCUGGCUUUUUCUUCAUUGCUGGAGUUAUCUUUAAUGCUGCUGCUCAAAAUCUUGCCAUGCUCAUUGUUGGAAGAAUCUUACUUGGUUGUGGUGUUGGCUUUGCUAAUCAGGCUGUGCCGGUGUUUCUUUCCGAAAUCGCUCCUUCAAGAAUACGUGGAGCUUUGAAUAUACUUUUCCAACUUAAUGUCACUAUUGGCAUUUUGUUUGCUAACCUUGUCAAUUAUGGAACCAACAAAAUCAAAGGUGGAUGGGGUUGGAGGCUAUCUCUAGGGUUGGCUGGCAUCCCAGCACUUCUACUAACACUUGGUGCCAUCUUAGUUGUGGACACUCCUAAUAGUCUCAUAGAACGUGGUCGAAUGGAUGAAGGAAAAGCCGUACUCAAAAAGAUUCGUGGCACUGAAAAUGUUGAACCAGAGUUCUUGGAGCUUGUUGAGGCAAGUCGUAUAGCUAAAGAGGUUAAGCGCCCUUUUAGAAACCUUCUCAAACGCAAAAACCGUCCCCAACUUGUGAUUUCGGUCGCAUUGCAAAUAUUCCAACAAUUCACAGGCAUCAAUGCGAUCAUGUUUUAUGCGCCAGUGUUAUUCAACACAUUGGGAUUCAAGAACGAUGCUUCGCUCUAUUCCGCUGUGAUAACAGGAGCUGUGAAUGUCCUCUCCACAAUUGUAUCUAUCUACUCGGUGGACAAAGUUGGUCGUCGUGUGUUGUUAUUGGAAGCCGGUGUACAAAUGUUCUUGUCUCAAGUUGUAAUAGCUAUCAUUUUGGGGUUCAAGGUCACGGAUCAUUCAGAUAAUCUUUCAAAAGGUUACGCAAUUUUCGUAGUUAUCAUGGUUUGCACUUACGUGUCUGCUUUUGCUUGGUCUAUAGGUCCUCUUGGAUGGCUUAUUCCAAGUGAGACAUUUCCAUUGGAGACUCGGUCGGCCGGACAAAGUGUCACCGUUUGUGUCAAUUUGCUCUUCACCUUUGUCAUUGCACAAGCUUUUCUAUCCAUGUUAUGUCAUUUCAAGUUUGGCAUCUUUUUGUUCUUCUCUGGUUGGGUUUUGAUGAUGUCAAUCUUUGUGUUUUUCUUGGUGCCCGAGACAAAGAACAUACCAAUUGAAGAGAUGACUGAGAGAGUAUGGAAGCAACAUUGGUUUUGGAAGAGGUUUAUUGAAGAUGAUCAUGACAAUGAGAAAAUAGAAAAUGCUGAUAAUCCUGAGAGAAAAAAUAAUAAUGGAUGCAGAUAUUGUUGGAAGUGUUUGAGUUCCAUCAAUUGAAAUUUGAAUAUUGAUCUCUCGAGAACAUAAAAUGAAUAUUAAGUUGUCAUUGUAAUCAAAAAUUAGCUAUCCUGUUUUGGAAGCUGUAUAUAAAAUAAUAAAAUUAUGUCUUUAGAAAGA
This is a messenger RNA of Trifolium pratense (red clover), 1653 nucleotides long. RefSeq names its product sugar transport protein 13-like. Gene Ontology annotation, molecular function: monosaccharide transmembrane transporter activity. NCBI's taxonomy places the organism in Eukaryota, Viridiplantae, Streptophyta, Magnoliopsida, Fabales, Fabaceae. The coding region runs from base 1 to 1533 and encodes 510 amino acids. Gene Ontology annotation, biological process: monosaccharide transmembrane transport. The transcript has 5 exons. Gene Ontology annotation, cellular component: membrane. The record is from RefSeq and is a predicted model, not a curated record.